CCGCCCCCUGACAUUACAGAGCGGACUCCGGCAGGGAAGAGCUGGAGUGACGGCAGAGGGAGCGGGAGAGGGAAACGGCGGAGUCCGGGUACAUGUCACCCCGGGGAGAUCGGCCUUCCCCAGCACCGUCCGACAACAGCAGGCAUGGAGCUCCCGGCCGCCGGGGAACAUGUCUUCGCUGUAGAGAGCAUCGACAAGAAGAGAGUCCGCAAGGGACGAGUGGAAUACCUGGUGAAAUGGAGGGGAUGGUCAUCCAAGUAUAACACAUGGGAACCAGAGGAAAAUAUUUUGGACCCUCGACUUUUGGUUGCAUUUCAGAACAGAGAACGACAAGAACAGAUUAUGGGGUACCGAAAACGUGGACCUAAACCAAAGCACCAUAUUUUGUCGGUGCCAUCAUUUGCUCGUCGUUCCAGUGUGUUGAGUGGCCUUCAGGAUGCUACUGUGGACAGCCAUACUAAGCUGGAGAUGACAUCCAUAGCAAAGAGCCAGCCUUACCAGUAUCAGUUGAACAGUAAAAAACACCACCAAUAUCAGCCGUAUGUCAAUGAUCACUCCGAAAAGCAUCACACGAGUAACAAAAGAAAAUAUUACUAUCAACUGAAUAGCAAGAAACAUCAUCAUUACCAACCAGACCCCAAGAUGUAUGACCAAUAUCCCUCAGAGAAGGAUUCUCAGAACUCUUCCGAUCAAAGGAGACAUAGGGAGUCCUGGACUCAGAGCCGGCCUAUUGAGUUGGAGGCUCCUGCAAAGAAUGGCAUAGGACUAGCUUUAAAUGGCUUGGACAAAAAUCUCCCUAGUGGAACUCCCACCAGCACUGUUAAAGAAGUGUCUGGAAAUGGCGUUGGGGGCAAAAUGAAAAUUGUGAAAAAUAAAAAUAAGAAUGGGAGAAUUGUCAUAGUUAUGAGUAAGUAUAUGGAGAACGGUAUGCAGUCUGUAAAAAUUAAGUCUGCGGAGGAGAAUUGUGAAACUGAGCCUGGAAGGACAGUGGCCACAAAGGUCACCUGCAAUGGUGACAGGACUUGUAACGUGGUUGAAGAAAAACAAGAGAGCUUGAAAAACAGAACGGAGUCCAAAAUCACAAUAAAUGAGAAUAUAGGGUGUGGAGACAAGAAGACCGCUCCUCUUGCUGGCCUCCGGAGAACCUAUUCUAGUGCUGAAUCUGUUCUCAACCAGCCUUUGCCACUCACCACCAAGGAGGACAAAACUACAUGGACCAAUGGAAGCAGUUUAUCCUGUAAUAAAGAGUCGCCUAAAGAAGUUGUAUAUAUUAACCCUAGAAAAAGGUGUUUGGCCGAGAUGGCAGGUGUUGCAGAUGCCUCCAAAAAAGUACUUCCUUCACGAAGCGUUAGUGCUCCCGGUAGACUGGAGAACCAGGGUGGUGGUCAGAGCAUUUUGCCCAUUUCCCCACAAGAGCCAGACAUUAUUCUAUUAGACUCUGAUUUGGAUGAACCCAUAGACUUGCGAUGUGUGAAGUCCAGGUGUGACAGCCACCAAGAGACCACGAACCAUGUUGUUCAAGUGACUGAAGAAUCCCAGGCCAGUGAACCGGAUGAUGCAAAGGAGGAACCAAGGACCGUAUUCAAACCUUUUUUUGGAAAUAUUGUGAUUACAGAUGUAACAGCCAACUGUCUUACUGUUACUUUCAAGGAGUAUAUAACCGUUUGACAGAACUUGGAGUGAUUAAAAAUGUAAUUUAGGGAUAACAGCAGUUGGGGGGGGGGGGGGAAUCACAUAUUUGUUUACUUUUCAUUUAAAGACUUUAGAAGUUUUGAAGCAUUUAAAAGCACUUAAUAACUAAACAGCCUGUAUGUGUUAUCUGCAGGCAUCCCCCCCCCCCCCCGUAACAAAACCAUUGUCAAUGGUAACCAUGUAAGUUGUAUAUAUAUUUAGUAUUUAUAUGUGUAGAUUUAUUCAAGCUUUGCAUUGUUAAUAGCUAUAAUUUUUUGUGAAAUGCAACUUUGAUGUAACUAUUUUGCCAGAAUCACACUGAAUUUAACCCGAUAUAUAAAAAUUUGUAUAUUUAUGGUGUAUUGUUGAUAUGCAAAGAGAGAUUAAAUCCAGAGCUGCUAAUAGAUUUUUUUUUUUUUAUGCUUCCGGUAGCUGCUUGUAUGUAAAUAUUUAAUGAGGAAAAAGUAUGUAAGCAGCAUGAGUUAUUCCUGGGCUUGUGUAGAAGUCUGUAGCCUUAGUUAGGUGCUAAAUGAUAUUGUGCAAUAAUAAAAAUGACAUUGAAUUAUGAA
This is a messenger RNA of Rana temporaria (common frog), 2240 nucleotides long. It is a transcript of the gene CBX4, whose product is annotated as chromobox 4. Gene Ontology annotation, biological process: negative regulation of DNA-templated transcription. The record is from RefSeq and is a predicted model, not a curated record. Bases 145 to 1668 code for a protein of 507 amino acids. Lineage: Eukaryota; Metazoa; Chordata; Amphibia; Anura; Ranidae. The transcript has 5 exons.